Molecule: messenger RNA, 1869 nt
Organism: Lachancea meyersii CBS 8951
Lineage: Eukaryota; Fungi; Ascomycota; Saccharomycetes; Saccharomycetales; Saccharomycetaceae
Source: the annotation of a GenBank genome assembly
AUGCCCCAAAUCCCUCUGCCGCCCUCUGCAACAGUGCAGACAUCGUCAGAACCCCCCAGAACACUCUGGAUGGGCGACCUGGACCCGAGCUUCGAUGAAGCUACCAUCCAACAAAUUUGGGAACAGCUGCAGAAACAGGUCAAUGUCAAGCUGAUUCGUGCCAAGAAAAAUCUGCUCAUCCCAUGCAGCACCAGCAGUACGUUCAGCGAGGCUGACGGCGUGGAUCCCAAAGGCUCUGCUCACGGUGGGAAUAUCGUCUCUGGGGAAUCACAGGACUCGGAGUCUACCAGCGAUUCUUCCAACGACACACCCACGAACGGCCCCACUGGUGCUGUCACUCCUGCUGGCACACUCGGCUCCGGUCAGAAAAUCAGUAUCAACGGUGUCUCGUUCAUUGACCCCAACACAACGCAGCUGCAUCAUGCAGGCUACUGUUUCGUCGAGUUCAACAACCUCGCGGACGCACAGUGGGCUCUCUCCCUCAAUUCGUCGCCCUUACCCAAUAUUGUUAGCGAAUCCACUCAACUGGCUACCAACCCAUCCGGUCUGCGAAAUUUCCGUCUAAAUUGGGCGUCGGGGGCCACUUUACAAAGUGCCAUUCCUUCUACACCUGAAUUCUCGCUCUUCGUGGGCGACCUCUCACCAACUGCUACGGAAGCGCACCUCUUGUCAUUAUUCCAGAAGAACUUCAGAAGCGUGAAGACCGUGCGCGUUAUGACAGACCCCAUUACAGGCGCUUCCAGAUGUUUUGGAUUUGUUAGAUUCGGAGACGAACAGGAACGGCGCCGUGCUCUUGUUGAAAUGAAUGGAGCAUGGUGUCAAGGGCGUAACUUACGAGUCGCGUACGCCACUCCUCGCAACAACGUCAUGUGGCAAAUAACGCAGAACCAACAGAACCACCAGAACCACCAGCAGCAGCAUCAACAGCAGCAGCAGCAGCAGCAUCCGCGUAAGUUACAACCUCAGCCGCAAUCGCAUUAUCAACCCCCACUCCAUCACCAAUCCGCUCAACUUCAGCAGCAGCAGCAAUUGCAAUUGCAACUGCAACAACAGCAAGAAUAUCAUCAUCAGCAACUGCAACAACAACAACAACAACAGGAGCAGCAAUUACUGUUACAGCAACAACAGCAACAACAGCAACAACAUCAUUCUCAGUUAUAUCCCACCUUUUACUCCCAAUAUCAAAAUCAACAAUUGCCGGGCAAUUACAUGGCGGACAACUCAACCUCUUCAAUACAAGAGCUUGGAAGCAAUAAGGCACCGUUACUUAUGAAAACCGCGAAUACUUUGGUCAGCAGCAAUUUUAUGGGCUACCCAGGACUGGAAAAUGAGCAGAUAAUGUCGUACUUGCCCUCUGCGAACGCUAACGGUGCCACUAAUUUUGGCAACAACCAGGCUAGAAACCGCUCGGCAUUGACCAACCCCAUAAACACCACCGUUUUCAUUGGUGGAUUGACAUCACAGAUAUCCGAACGGCAGCUACAUUCCAUGUUCGCACCAUUCGGUACUGUAAUCAACGUUAAGAUUCCACCUGGCAAAGGGUGUGGAUUUGUUAAGUAUGCAAAUCGGAUUGACGCCGAAGCUGCAAUUCAAGGUAUGCAAGGAUUUAUUGUGGGCGGGAACCCAAUACGUUUAUCCUGGGGAAGAACAUCGGCAGAUAUCGGUAGACAGAGCAACGCCCAGGACAUGCCAUCGUCACUUUCGAACUUGGACGUUAAUUAUUCUUCGCCCGUGUGGAGCAAACCUAAUAAUGCGCCCCCACCGGUUGGGCCCUCGAUGUAUGCGUCCGCGUCGUCCGCACAUCUACAACGGCAAGACUCUUCAUCUCAACCGAAUAGUAUUCCCCCCGUGCACCCAUCGUUGUUAUGA